AUGGUGCUCGUUCUCGAGGCAGAAUUUCAAGACUCCUCGAAAACAAAGGCAUGUCUCGUCUUGUCGGAUUUGUAGUCACUGCUGCUGGAUAAAUUGUUGUACCUAUCUUAAUUUAUUCGUUCGAAAACAUUAGAAAUUCUGUUAUAUGGAAACAUUAAAUAUGAUAUUAAAGUGAUUUGAUACAGCACUGAAAUAUUCCGCGCAACCUACGUCAUAGUUGAUAAAACGCUGCAAUCUGUGUGUCAUCUGACUUGUUAAGAUUUAGUGUUUUGUCUGUCGAAGUGUAAUUUUUUUAUGAGUACUGAUAUCGACCAACAUAAAAGAAAGAUGUGUUAUCGAGAAGUGUCACAAUUACAAAAUACUUGAUCGAUUGAUUCAUCUGAUUGUGAGGUUUAUGAAAGAAGCUAGAUAAAUUAAAGUUACCAAUAAGAAGGAAAGAUGUCAGGUGGAGAAAGAAAAAAACGUGCUUGCGACAGAGGACAGGGUUGGGAAGAGGCAGGUGCUGAAUUUUAUCAGGAAAGUUAUCCUGCAGCAAUUGAAGCAGAUUUGCAACAAGCGUUACAAAGAGAUCCUUCUCAUAUAGCCACUUUACUCCCGAGUAAAAAGUCCAGAGUUGCAACAUCUAAGCGGAUACGUAAUGACACAAAAACAACAUUAAGGAGACGUACCAGUACAAGGUCUCGUGGCACAACUACAUCAAGACGUAUGUCAACAAAUAUUCAUGAUGCAGCAGUGUCUAUGUUGCCAGACUUGUCUGAAAAUUUAUCUAACGAGGAACGGACAUGGGAAGAAAUAAUGCAAAUUAAGGCUAUGCCUGUGUGUAUGGCACAAAAGAUACAAUUAAAAAAUCAAUUGCAAAGUGCAACAAAAUUAAGGUUGCAAGGCUUUGAACAAUUGAAAUGGCAACGAAGGAAAGCUUGGCAACAAUUUCGUAUUAGAAUGAAAGAGGCCUAUUCAAAAAUGGAGUUGUGGAAUGAUAGCCUUAAAACAAUUGGAGGAAAUUUUGGAAUGGGAAUAGUAGCAUACUUUUUAUUCAUCAAAUGGUUAAUGUAUCUUAAUAUUCUUUUAUUUACUAUUAUGUUUUUAUUUAUCGUGUUACCUGCGAUAUUACUCGAUGUGCCAGAAGAUGAAUCGUGUAUAAAUUCCAAUAGCAGUAAUAGUAUAGCUUGCUGUUCACAACAAUAUUGGAACACGACUCAAGAAAAUAUCGGUAUAACAGAUAUUGGUAUUUUAGAAUACACUUUAUUAUUUUACGGUGCAUAUACUCACAUGAGUUAUGAUGCUUCUGGCAUUUUUUACAAUUUGCCAUUAUCUUAUAUUUCUGCUACUAUUGGCGUGUUUAUUCUUAGUUUAAUAGCAAUUGUUAAGUCUGCUGCUAAAAGCUUCAAACAGAGAGUGGUUGAAAACGAGGGUCAAUUUUAUCAGUAUUGUAAUUUAGUUUUUGGUGGGUGGGAUUAUUGUAUACACAAUGAAAAGUCUGCCGACGUAAAGCAUAAAGCAUUAUACAAUGAAGUGAAAGCAUUUUUAGAAGCUGAGAGAUUAGAAGAGGAGAGACAAAAUCGAACCAGAGAGGAGAAAACAAAAUUGUUUCUUACGCGUUUUUUUAUUAAUUUAAUUAUUUUAAUGGUAUUAAUCGGCUGUGGUAUAUUUAUUUAUUAUAUAUUUGAAUUUUCAUUCGAUCAAAUUUCAUUAUACAUAGGUGAAAGCUAUGAUAGCUAUCUGUCGUUAAAUAAAAUUGUUGAGUUAUUUUUUGAAUUUCUUCCAUAUAUAUGUAUUGUUGUUUUAAAUCUUUUAGUACCGUUUCUGUUUCGAUAUUUGGUCACUCUAGAAAAUUAUAGUCCAUCAUUUGUUAUACAUAUAACUCUCUUGCGAACUGUAUUUCUACGACUUUCUUCUUUCAUUGUUUUACUCACUUCAUUUUAUAGAUUAAUCGCUGGCGAUGUACCAGAUAACGAAUGCACUAAUCACGAUGCUAGACGUCCAUUGUGUUGGGAAACAUUUGUAGGACAACAAUUUUUCAAACUUUAUAUCACUGAUCUUUUUCUUCAAUUUUUUAUGACAUUUUUUAUUAACUUUCCCAGAUCAGUAAUAGCAAAACAUACAGAAAAUAAGGUACUACGAUUUUUCGGAGAACAAGAAUUUGAUUUACCUAAGCAUGUAUUAGAUGUUGUUUAUUUACAAACUAUUUGCUGGCUUGGUUGUUUCUUUGCACCUUUGUUACCAUUGGUGGCUGUGAUCGGUACUUUCUUCUUGUUUUAUAUUAAAAAAUUUUCUUGCUUAGUAAACAGUAUUCCAUCCAGCAAAAUUUAUAGAGCGAGCAAUUCAAACGCGCUUUUCAUGUUCAUUUUACUAAUUUCAUUUAUUUUAUCUACAGUUCCAGUUGGUUAUUCCAUUGCAGAGAUGGUACCAUCGAAAUCUUGUGGUCCAUUUAGAGGUUUCAAAUCUGUAUGGUCACUAUUAAUUCUGAUGUUUGCUCACUUUCCUAAUUGGCUUCAAUCAGUUUUAUACUUUUUUGGUACUGCUGGCUUUGGCGUACCAGCUUUUCUUGUUCUUACACUACUUUUAUAUUAUUUUUAUGCGGUAGCAAUAGCGAAUAAGCAUAUGGUUACAGUUUUAAAGAAUCAAUUGGUAUUAGAAGGACAUGAUAAACAGUUCUUAUUAAAUAGAUUGAGUGCAUUUAUUAAACAGCAACAAGAUCAGAAUAAAUAUCAUCAAGACCAGGCUAAUGAGUUAGGAACAUUUUCAUAAUUAAUAUUAUGAAAACUGAAAUAAUUUUUAUGUAGAAAUUUUUAAAGUGCACAAAUUUAGCAAUUGUAUAAUAUGCUUAUAUAUGUGUAAACUAUAUACACAGAUAUUCAAAUUGAUUUAUUUACUUCUACUUUCCGCGUGGUAAUAAGACUGUUCAACUCGUUUAAUCAAUUGAAUGAUUGCUAUUGAAAAUAAUUUAGCAAAUUAGUAUAAUUAUAAAAGUCAAGAUACUUUUCACUCGAUUCGUUUAAUUUUAACUAAUAAAGCAACUUGGAAGAAUAAGAA
Messenger RNA from Osmia bicornis bicornis, 3033 nucleotides. Its product is annotated as transmembrane channel-like protein 7. The transcript has 4 exons. Gene Ontology annotation, molecular function: mechanosensitive monoatomic ion channel activity. The record is from RefSeq and is a predicted model, not a curated record. The coding region runs from base 439 to 2748 and encodes 769 amino acids. Gene Ontology annotation, cellular component: plasma membrane. NCBI's taxonomy places the organism in Eukaryota, Metazoa, Arthropoda, Insecta, Hymenoptera, Megachilidae.